This is a messenger RNA of Thermochaetoides thermophila DSM 1495, 906 nucleotides long. RefSeq lists its product as uncharacterized. Gene Ontology annotation, molecular function: methyltransferase activity. Lineage: Eukaryota; Fungi; Ascomycota; Sordariomycetes; Sordariales; Chaetomiaceae. The record is from RefSeq and is a predicted model, not a curated record. Bases 1 to 906 code for a protein of 301 amino acids. The transcript is spliced from 6 exons.
AUGGACUUUCGUCAGUACAAUGGGCAGAAUGGCGACCAACAGGACCAAAAGCUCUAUGAGGAGGUCUUCCAAGAGAAUGGUCGAUGGUAUGGAACAUUCAAAAAGGGCAGUUACCUCUUCCCCAUUGACGAGAAAGAAUGUGAGAGGCUAGAUGUUUUUCACAAGAUCUUCCUGGUUGCACGUGGAGAGGAGCUUCAUAAAGCGCCAAUUCCUCCCGAUGCUCCCAAAGUGCUGGAUCUCGGCUGUGGAACAGGUAUUUGGAGCAUCAACAUGGCAGAUAAAUACCCCGGAGGGACUCACCUUGGACUAGACUUGAGCUACAUUCAACCUGAGUAUAUCCCGCACAACCUGCGCUUCAUGCAAAGGGACGUCGAGGCUCCAUGGGAAGGACUUGAACCAGGCUCCUGGGACUUAAUUCAUGCACGCACCCUGAACGGAAGCAUUGGCAACUGGCCCAGAGUGUACGCCGAGGUGUAUCGGCACCUGAAACGAGGUGGCUAUUUCGAGCAGGUCGAAAUUGACUUCUAUCCUCGUUGCGAUGAUGGGACCUUACCGAGAAAUGCCUUCAUAACGCAAUGGGCCAAUGAACUUUUUGACGCCAUGGAUUAUUUUGGACGCCCAUUGCGCAUGGACAGCAACCUCACCAAACAGUGGUUAGUGCAGGCUGGAUUUUCGGAAAUCAAAGAGGAAGUCAUCAAGCUUCCUCUCAAUGGAUGGCCAACAGACAACAACGGUAGGGAAUUAGGACGAUGGUUCAAUCUUGGGAUGUGUCAGGCCUUCCAACCCCUCAGCCUAGCACCGCUAUAUCGGAGUAACCGGCGCUCGGUCGCCGACAUCUACGACAUGGCAGAGAAAGCCAGAGCUGAAGUCUUCAGCACUCAGGUUCAUGCUUACUGUAAUCUGUAG